Adineta steineri is the source of this 1908-nucleotide messenger RNA. The record is from the annotation of a GenBank genome assembly. NCBI's taxonomy places the organism in Eukaryota, Metazoa, Rotifera, Eurotatoria, Adinetida, Adinetidae.
AUGUGUACUUAUCAUGGGAUAUUGGAAGAAUAUCCUCUUAUAUCUAUUGAUUCAUUUGAAAGUCAUAAUUAUACAAGUACAAUGUUUUUUAUAACACAUAUUCAUAUGGAUCAUCUUGUUGGUCUUGAACGACCAGCAUUUGGUAAAUAUGUUGCUAAAGUUAAUGCUCCAAUAUAUAUGUCAGAUAUAUCGAAACAAUUAUUAAGUACUAUGCCAAUAUAUCGUCAUUUAAUACCAUAUUUUAAAUCAGUUCCAAUUGAUCAACCGUUUACAUUAACAAUACAAUCAAAUGAUCCUGUACAAGCAAAGAAAAAAGAAGGCGGUGAGAGUGAAAGUAUAAAAAAUACAUUAUCAUCACAUACACCGAAUGUUGUUGAAACAAUUGUUGUUACUUGUUUUGGUUCUGGUCAUUGUCCGGGAUCUAUUAUGAUAUGGAUUGAAGGUGAACAUGGAAAUGUUUUAUUUACAGGUGAUUUUCGUUUAUAUCAUGGUCAAGCAAAACGUUUAGCACAUUUACAUCGACGACGAAUAGAUAAUGAUGAUAAAUAUCUAUUUAAAACGAUUGAUAAUCUUUAUAUUGAUAUGACUUUUUUUCGUCCAGAAAUUUUACAUAUUCCAACACGUGAAGUUUGUUGUGAAGCACUUAUUUUAUGGAUAAAAGGCUUAUUAAAAGAAAAAUCAAAUGCUCACUUUCAUUUUAAACAAAGUGCUCGAGUUGGUUACGAACAAAUUUAUCGAGCUUUAUAUGAAAGUUUAGGUAUGCGUGUACAUGUUGAACAAAGUCAAUAUGAAUUUUUUGCAUGUCUACCAAUCAUACAAGAAUGUUUAACCACUGAUCCAACAACAACACGUUUACAUGCAUGUCGUACACCAUCAUCAAAUUAUACAGAACCAUGUUCUUUAUUUCGAAAUUGUGAUAAACCUAUUCGAAUUUUUCUAUCAAUUAUGUGGUUUACAGAACAAAUAGCUGCUAGUGGAUUAUUAGUUGAAUAUCAUGAAUAUCAUUCAAAUUUUGAUCAAAAUCUAUCGAAACGUUGUCUCGGCUUUCAAGAUUAUGGAAAUGAAACUAAUGAUAUUAUUUAUCCAGAUAAAUAUCUAGGUUAUCGUUUAUGUUAUUCAUUACAUUCAUCAUUUUCUGAAAUAGUUGAUUUUUUAAAAACAUUAAAACCAAAAUGUGUUACACCAAUUGCUGCACCACUAACAACAUUAAUCACAACAAAACGUUUUUUUCAACUAAUUGAUUAUUUUAUUCAAGAUCAAUCAAAUCAUGAUAUCGAAACAUCAAUGAUAACAAUUAGAAAAUUAAAUGAAAAAAUACAAAAAAAAUCAAUUAAUCAUACAAUUCAACUUAAACAUCGUUAUGAAUCAUUUGAAACAAAAUUUGAACGAAAACGUCGAAGAAAAUUAUUUAAAGAAAAACAACAACGAAAAGCAAAUGAUGAAGAAUUAGAUUUAGGAAUGAAUGAUGAACGAGAAGAAAAUCUUUUACAACGAAUUAAUUCCAUAAAUGAAAUAAUUAGUAAUCAUAUGACAACAAAUCCUUCAAAAAAAUUCUAUCGCUCUAUUUCAAUGGAUAUCUUAACUACAAAAGAAGAUAAGAUUCAAUUUGAAAAUAAUUCAUCUGUUAAUAUGUCUUGUGAAGAAUCAAAUUUAACCGACAGUUCCAGUCAAACAAAUUCUAUUCAAUCAAUGGAAGAACAAUCAGAUAUUUUUCUAGAUGAUUCAUCAUCAGAAAUAACUCCUAUUAUUAAUCAUCAACCUAUUGAAUUAUCAAGUAUAGAUUCAAAUCGUCAACGUACAAUAUCAGAAACAUCAUCUGAUACAGUUGAUUAUGAUUUUGAUACAGAAACAUGUGCAACAUUAACAUUUGGAUCACUACAAUCAUCAUUUUCUUUUUCUAAUUCUUAA